This is a messenger RNA of Pomacea canaliculata, 4405 nucleotides long. Its product is annotated as EF-hand calcium-binding domain-containing protein 5-like. Gene Ontology annotation, molecular function: protein binding; calcium ion binding. Lineage: Eukaryota; Metazoa; Mollusca; Gastropoda; Architaenioglossa; Ampullariidae. The record is from RefSeq and is a predicted model, not a curated record.
ACAUGUUUCCUCUUAGCAACCAACACCGUGACAUGGCUACUGACAUGAUGUCUGCUGUCCGCGAAAUUUCGUCCGUGAUCUAGUUGUGUAUUUUCAUUGGGACUAUUUUCCUUGGUGACUGAAGGAACCAUCUUUCACCAUGGCUGCCAUUGUGAGUCCACUGGGCAAUACUAACCGAAAUUCUGCAGGAUCUCACAUAGAUACCACUACACCUGGCAGCGGCAGCAGCAGAUCAGUAAUCAGAAGUGCAGGUGUCAGGCGAUGGAAAAAAAUGCAUGAAGAAAAUGCUAUGAUACAGUUGUCACAAAAGCGUUUGGAAAAGAAAACUGAGGCAAAAAUUGCCCAUGAAAAUGCAAAAAAAAUCGCUCGGAAGAUUCCUGUGGAGGUUCUAGCGAAAGAGUGGUUAUCUAACUUACAGGCCACUGUUGAUAUCAGGGUUUACCUAGUGGACAAAGUUCUUCCAACACUUAUUCUUGGACUGGAAAAGCUGCUUAAUGAAGCAGAGACUAGAAAAUUGGUGAAUAAAGAAGCAGGAGGAGGUUUUGACCCUAAUUUUAACCCAAUUAAUUUCCUGGCUCAGUAUCUCAUGAGAAACAACCCUCGUUAUAGCAACUUUACAGAGGCUUCCCCUUAUGUCCAUGGUCUGCGACAAGUUGCAGAAGAGCUGAGGAUACAGCUGUAUGACUUGUAUGAUAACAGGUUGGCACGCAUCAAAGCAGAGGCUAAGCGCAAAAGAGCUGAGCGAGAAGAGCUGGCACACAUUCGCCAAAUGGAAAAGGAACGAAGACAGGAAAUUCUAAGUACUCAGUUUGAAGACUGGAAUAUUCCAUCUGGCAGUAACAGCGUGGAACUCUCCCUGCUGCAGAAUGCUCUUCGAUCUUUUGUGGAAGUGGCUGAGCAGUUUCCUCCAGAACUGCAUGAAGCAGCCAAAUUUGGACAUCCAUUAGAGCCAACUGAUGAAAGUGGCCACAUGCUGACCCUGAAAGAAUUUGUAAAGUAUUUGAGCAUGUAUGUGGAGAGCCUCUCUUCUGAAAUGUUUGACCAGUUCAUGGUGCACAUGGCUGAGUGUGCCAAAGCAUAUUGUGCUAGUGCAGAACGUGAGGACCGACGUAUAGCGCUCACCAACCUGUUCAUCUACUGUGAUCAUAGUGGGAUUGGCCUGCUGGACCGUCACCGCAUUUUGAGCUUGUUCGAGCAAUUUUGGGACAUAUUUGAGGACAAGAGGGACACCCUGUGCAACCCUCGCACGUGGCCUGUGGUGGAAGUUGAUGAAGUAGAGGACGGCCUCAUUGAGGAUGAAGAGGCAGAAAUAGACCAUAGCCCUGUGGUGGAAGCUAAGGAAGGAGAUGGCAGUCUCAAUGAGAAUGAAGAGGCAGAAAUAGACAAAGAUAAACAGGAGGAUGAUACAACUACUUCAGUGGAGGAUACUUCUGAGAAUCUGCAAUCAGUGAAAUCAGCAACAGAGAGAAACAUCUCUCAAACUGACCAGACAGAGGAAAUGGGGGGAAAAGAGGGGGAUACCUCAGCUGCUCAAGAUGCAGUUUUAGAGAACGAGGAGACCGAGGAGUCAUCUGACAAAGUAGCACAGGCAGCUGCCUCCACAUCCAUUAUGGAGCGUGCCAGUGUUACUUUUGCUCAAGACACCACAUUUGAGAGAGAAAUAACAGGAUUGAGCCUUGCACGUAGCCAGUCACAGACAUCAGCAUUUGAUGAAGACAACUUGAACGUCUCCCAAUUUGUCCAGCUGACAGAGACCUUCCUAGGAGAAAAUCCAGACAAAGGAAUCUUUGAAAAGCUUGUGGCUUUCCUCCGAGAGGGUUAUGAAGAGACAGAGGAUGAAAAGAUCAAGAGACUUAUUAGAGCCAGGAAGGAGGCUUUAUCUGCUAACCGAAAAUUAAUGCUGAAUGCCCUCUUUGAAAAAUGGGAUAAUGAUGGUUCUGGCUACCUUGACCUGGAUGAGGUGGUAGAUGUCAUGGUCAAAUACAAAGAUGGUCAAGAAAAAGAAGCUAUUACUAAAGCUCGUGAGGAGCUGAAGAUCCAGUCAAAGUAUCAUGAUACCCGCCUGAGUAAACAAGAGUUCAGCACAUUUGUCGAUUUAGUUGUUGGAAACAUUCCUGGAAGAGAUACAUUUGAAUAUUUUGUUGAAUUUCUUACAAACAGUGUGGAGAGAUCAUAUGCAGAAAAGGUGCGUGGUGAGGCCCGCAAAAAGUGGCUGCAACAGAUCAUUACAGCUGCAGAAACCAGUGGUAUUAAUCUGGAACCUGUCUACAAAGCUGUCUUUCAGGCUUUGUACAGAGAUGCUGAAGCUCAUGGAGGAGAAAAGCGAAUCAGUGCUAACAUUGCUCUUCUCGAGCGCAACACCACAGAACCAGAACGUGGUGAUGUUAUGCUGAGGUACACAGCAUGUACUCCAGAGGACUCGGUCUAUGUUCUAAACCAAAUUCUUUACAAAGAUAUGAAAGGAGUCAGUUUUGCUGUUGUGGAAAGUGGCCAGCCAGUUCAUGUCCCUCGUGUCAACACCCAUGGCAACAUUCAGUUCUGGAAUGUCAACCGCUCACCUGAAGAGAGAGAGGGGUCUUUCAUAGCACUGCCGUUGAAAGAUCGCAAGAAACGUGUCUUUGGUGUUUUAGGCAUAGACACCCUGUCAGACCCACACUCCAAGGCCAUCUUCAUCACACAUGAAGUACAGUUUUUCCAGGGUAUUGCACAGACCUUCUCCACUGCCUACCACAUCAUUGAACUGCGGCGCAAGCUUAUGCGCAUUACAGAAAGUGCCAUAUCUUGGAUCAAGCGGCGUGCGCUAAAUGUUGCAGAAAUCAUGGUGUACCUGGUUGAGCCCAGCAAAGCUCAGGACUUUGUACUGCGUCGCAUAAUGACCACUGAUGACAAGGGAUUCCCCAUCCAGCUCAAAGACCCGGCUGUACGACUGGAAAGGAAAGAUAAUCUUUUCAGGGACUACCUUUUCAAGUGUGUGGACAAUUCUGAGACUGUAACUGCUGAUGCUUAUGGUCAACGCCAUCUGGCAUUUCCGCUGCGGAAUGAUGAAGGAAAGGCUAAAGCUGUGGUGGACCUCAGCCUGGGGCCCAUGCGUAAGUUGCCUGACCAUGAGAACAAGGAGACCCAGAGGAUGCUGAGGCUACUGCAGCAGGCAUACAAAGAGAUCAUACGCGAGUUUGAAGGGGAAGAACGGCUUCAGGUUCUUGAUGCUGAGAAAGAUGAUGAAACACGUAGAAUCAUGUUUGACCGCCUGAUGCUCAUGGAACUCAGGGAAAACGUGUCCAAACUGGACAACAGAGCCUAUGCGGAACUGAAGGCCUAUUACAGCCCACCAGAAAUAGUGCUGCAUAUCUUAAGAGCCACGCUUGCCAUCUUUUACCAAGAUUUGGCUGAACAAGGAGAGUUUGAUGACUGGAAUACAAUAAAAUCUUACAUCGACAGUGAUCUGAGCCAGAAUAUACAGCAGUAUGACCCUACCUCAGCAGAUGAGCUGAUCUCACCAAGCGUCAUUGAAAAUUACUUGAAAGAGGUUCCUCAUGGCGAAGUGGCCAAGCAUGGCUCCCUGCCAGCCCAGUAUCUUUACAACUGGGUUUUUGUCUGUCUCUCCCUCAUUGAGCACACAAGGAAAAUGAGACAAAACAGCGAUGAAGGAGUUAACUGCUACGAGUGACCAUGCAUUGCCUGCUGCUAAAGAAGAUGAAGAGGAAGAUGCCAAUGAAGAUCAAGAUCAGGAGGAAAACCUAAAUCCAGAAGAUGAUCAAUGAUGAAGCACUUCUGAUGGACGUUGUGAAGAUCCAUAGAACUACUGCAGUGUUUAACUGGUUUUUUUUUAAAGAGGCCGAGAUUUAGCUCAAAGACUCUGGCAGGUACAGUUUUUGUAAAAUAUUGUGAACUGGCGUUUUUAAAUGGAGGUCUGCAAUGAUGCUUAUGAUGGCCGUGGAUGGCCGUGUUUACAGUCAACAAAAACAUUUUUUGACAAACACUUCACGACCAGUAAAUUAUUUUAUAUCAAAUAUGUUUGGAUGAUCUAAGUAAAAGAGCUCCUUUUACAUUUUGGUCAGAAUAAUUUCUAUGUAUCUUGUAUGUCAUCUGUAGUGUGCAUAGCUACAUCAUGAAAGCCUUCUCUUGGGUUUCGGAAGUGGACUUAGAUCGAAAGCAACCUAAUGGGUAGACAGAUUCCUCAGACAUUUAUAGCUACUGUCCAUGGAAAAUGCAGAAUUUGUUUUGGAAAUGUUUACACUUGUAAGUUUACCAUUUAAGGACUUUUUUGUUAGUGUGGUCAGGUUAAAAAGAUGGUAAAUUAAAUGAUGCAAUUAAAGGUCAUACAUAUUGUCUACUUAAAAUAUUUAUAUAUAUAUUUUUAGCAAUUCACUAUUGCUAUUAAAUUAUGCUUUAUAUGCACUUCACA